UUUCUCACUCCACUGUUCUUUCUCACAACUUUCAUUACUACCAGUCAGGAAAUGUUUCUGUAUUCUGUGAUUUCAGAUUCCUGCCGGGAAGUAUCUUCCGUAUAUUAUGUGCAGCAGCAACAUCACUUCUCAUGAUACAGCUGUUGGGACCUUGUUUAAGAACAUCUCCAAGGUGACACAAGCCGCUCUGGUCUUCCAUGAAGUUUUCAUUCAAAUGCUUCAAUUACUGGAAGAACAUCAUCAUGACCUCCAGCAUCACGAGCAAGAAUGGCGGAAGAUGAAAAAACUUUUACAGAGCGAGGCCGAGUUCUUAGAUCCUUGUGUCCAAAGCAAAAGGAAAAGUCCUGUGGUUAAGAGGAUUCUGCAGAAAAUAUCCAUUUACUUUGACAACCUGCGGUCCGCACUGAUAAAUAAGAUUCCUGCCGGGAAGUAUCUUCCGUACAUUAUGUGCAGCAGCAACAUCACUUCUCAUGAUACAGCUGUUGGGACCUUGUUUAAGAACAUCUCCAAGGUGUCACAAGCCGCUCUGGUCUUCCAUGAAGUUUUCAUUCAAAUGCUUCAAUUACUGGAAGAACAUCAUCAUGACCUCCAGCAUCACGAGCAAGAAUGGCGGAAGAUGAAAAAACUUUUACAGAGCGAGGCCGAGUUCUUAGAUCCUUGUGUCCAAAGCAAAAGGAAAAGUCCUGUGGUUAAGCAGAUUCUGCAGAAAAUAAAAAUUUACUUAGACAACCUGCGGUUCCCACCGAUAAAGGAGGCAGGCGCAGGGCAGUUUCUCGUAGAUCUCCUGAUCCAGGACGACUCCUCUAAUGACAAAACUUUAUCUGCGGCUGUAAUGUCUGAUUUAGUAAUGUCUGCUCCCCUGUAUGUUUUAGGUGGAUAUCCUCUUGACUUGGAAGUUGAAGAAUCGGGAAUAAUUGCAAAUUGA
Hyla sarda is the source of this 925-nucleotide messenger RNA. RefSeq lists its product as uncharacterized. The record is from RefSeq and is a predicted model, not a curated record. The transcript has 7 exons. Bases 107 to 925 code for a protein of 272 amino acids. Lineage: Eukaryota; Metazoa; Chordata; Amphibia; Anura; Hylidae.